AUGGACGCCCCAGCUCUUCCGCGUCGUAGCGACUCUCGGCAAUCCUCACGGUCGCAGUCGCAAUCGCAGUCGCAUGCUUCCUCUAAGCCGCUUCAUCCGGCGUCUCAUACACGCGUCGGGUCAUCGUCGGCACGGGCGUCGAGCGUCGUGUCCGGCUCGUACGCCUCGGCCUCGACGACGCUGUUUCCCAAGACGCCCAAGUCCUCGGCUGCCAAGUACGGAGGACUAGGAGAGAAAGAGUUGCAGCAGGUAAGCGCCGUAGCCCUGCGCCAUGGGCCUACACGCCCUCGUUGAAAUCAACAAACAUGACGACCGACCUCCUCGCGCUCGCGUCGUGUCCUCUUAGAUCACAAGCAGCAUCCGCACGGCCGUCAAGACGACGGGAUCGUACAAGAAUAGAACCAUGCCUGUACCGGAAGAGUUCGAUGCCUCGCUUGCGCAGGAUCCGAUACGAGGUUCGUGUUGGACCAGCUCGCUUCAUUUCUGCCCCCCCCUCUCGUUCCAGCGUCUCACUGAUCCACUGUCCUCAAAUGAUCACUUGGCGUAACCUCUGGACAAAUAUGCUCAGAUCCAACACCUUCGGGAUCGUUCGUCGCCGAGACCUCGUUCAGUCGAGCGCCUCUCAACUCGCGCCUCCCUCCCAUGUCCCCCCACCGCGUCGCCCUCGCCUCCGCUUCUCGGCGCAAGAGCUCCAAGACAACGACGACAGGUGCCAAACGGCAUUCUUCCACCGUAGCAAGAGAAACAAUUGAGUCAAUUGCGCCACCCGCUACCGCGGUUUACUCGGACGAAGAUAGUCUCAAUGAGGACAGCGAGGGGCUCGACGAGUUCGAACCGGCCGAUGAGCUCGAAACGAGGCAACGCGAAGGACUCGAUCCGGAACCGCUGCAGGGCCUUAGUCCCGAGCUGCAAGAGGCUCUGAUAGUCGAGGACCUAUUUUUCGUGCUCACGGUGGGUCCGACAAGACAAGAUUCCUUCGUCCUUUGGUUCACCUGGCUGAUGUCUUAUUGUCUUUGCUUACAGGGUAUCGAGGGUCAGUACAUCGAGUACGAUCCGACGUAUACCCCCGAAGAUGAGUUCGAGCGACUCUAUGGUUCUAGAUUUGUGGUGGCGCCGUCUUUGGGUAUGUACUCGGACCGUUGAAAUAAGUAUCAACUCGCGCUCCGAUCUGAUCUUGCGCACGUACCUUUCAGAGCCGUGGAUGGCAGCAACGGUGACGCGGUUCCUCGAUAUCGCCAAGCACUACACAUCCAUACACGCCUUUAUUGAGCAGUAUUCUAUUCUCGAGUACGGCGUCAUCAACCAUGCGCUCUGUGCUGCCAUUCGCGAAAUGCUCAAGGUAAAAGCAUUGCUGCUCGAUGGCUUGCGACCAGGUUUUAUCGGCUAACGAACAUCCCCCUCCACUUCCGUCUGCAGGAGUACCUCAUCCUCCUGGCUCAGCUCGAGCACCAGUUCCUCAACUCGCCCGGAUUCACUCUACAACGCUUUUGGUUCUACCUCCACCCGACCCUUCACACCCUUUCCCUCAUCAACUCGCUCACACUCGACCUCGUCGCGCUCAGCAUCCCGCCGGAAGAAGUCUCGUCCUCGGAGGAAAGCGGUGACUCGGACAGCUUCGUCGGUAAUGCUGCUUUGCGCGACGUGCUCGCCGAUAUGGAAGGUGCGGUCAAGUCGGCUGCGAAAGCGGAUCGAGCGAGUCGAGGCGAAGGCAUCGCCAAAGGCGGCGAAGUGCUCUUUGUGCUCUCGGAGAAACUCGAUCGAACUGCGGGGGACCCUGCGGCGAGGGAACUUUAUACGACGUUGCUUUUGCGUGCUAGCCAACCGUACGCGACGAUCUUGCUCGGGUGGAUCAGUACCGGCCACCUCUCGGACCCGUGGGACGAGUUCAUCGUGCGUGAGGACAAGAAGCAAACGCGCGAAUCGAUCGAAACGGACUUCACGAACGAUUAUUGGGAGAAGCGCUACAAGUUGCGCGACAACCUCAGCUCGGAUGGACCUGCCGAACCGGUUGUGAAUAGGAAUGUCCCGCCGAGGGAAAGGGGCUUGAGUGGAGGGCAGAUCGUGCCGAGGUUCUUGGAGCCGUGGAAGGAUAAGGUCUUGCUGGCGGGCAAGUACUUGAAUGUGUUGAGAGAGUGUGGGAUCGACAUCGAGUCCGCGAGUGGGGAUUGGGCUAAAGGGCAAUUGUUGGCGCUCAAUGAUGAGAGGUCAGUCGCGAUCGUCACGACAAGUCCGGUCAGGGCCCCCUUUUUCUUGCUCUCUUCUGACUCGAUCACGAGGAUGGCCGUCCACAGCUUCUUCAGACGCAUCGACGAGGCGUACACGUACGCGAACAAGGCUCUGCUGAAGCUCUUGCUCGAACAGGAACACCUCUUGACGCGACUACGAUCGCUCAAGCAGUACUUCUUCAUCGACCACGGCGACGCCUUUACCCAUUUCCUCGACCUUGCGAGUCUCGAAUUGCACAAAUCGCGGCAUUCGGCCUCGGAUGAGAAGUUGCAGUCUUUGUUUGAGCUCGCAUUGCGGAACCCUUGUUCGGCUUCGGCGGCGGAUCCGUUCAAAGAUGACUUGAUCGUCGUGUUGGCGAAGAAGACGUUGACGGAGAUGCUGGUCAAGAUUUUAAAGGAGGAUGGGAAGUUGGUUGAUGCUUCGGAGGGGAAGAAGAAUGCGAGGGACAAGGAAGAGGAUAAGAAGGACAAGAACUUUUUGGGUGAAUUCUCAGGACCGCAGUCGGCGAUCGUAGACGACUUUGCUGACUCUACCCAUCUCACAGCCCACCAAGCGGUCACGCUCGAGUACCACGCCAAGUUCCCUCUCUCACUCGUCAUCUCGCGCAACACGAUCACGCACUACCAAUUCCUAUUCCGUCACCUGCUCCAACUCAAGCACACCGAACGCGUCCUCGCGGAGAUGUGGACCGAGCUCGCCAAAUCCUCGUCCUGGCGCGUUCGCUCUCCCUAUCCCGAACUCGAACAAUGGAAACAGCGGGUAUUCGGUCUGCGCGCGCGCAUGUUCGCGUUCGUACAGCAGAUGUACUCGUUCACCGUUAGCGAGGUGUUGGAUGUCAAUUGGGCCGUGUUGGAGAGGAAGUUGGCCAAGGUCGAGACGGUGGAUCAGUUGUUGAGCGAUCAUGUCGAUUUCUUGGCGACUUGCUUGAAGGAGUGCUCGAUGACGAAUGAGAAGCUGCUGGUGGUGAGUUUCCGAGGACGCUUUCGGAUGGGGAAUCGUGAUCGAUUUGCAGCUUGGCUGAUCUUGUCGAACGAUCGGGGCCAUCCACUUUGUUCUGCUCAGAUUCAUUCCAAGUUGCUCGAAGUGUGCACGCGCUUCCCUCCUUACGUCGCCAAGUUCACCGACGCGAUCGAGAUGUCGCUCGCUUCGGCCGAACGUCACAGCAAGGAUUGGUCCCAAGUCGGCUUCAAGAAACAAUGGGAUACGCUCGCUUCGUGAGUGAUCCGAAAACGGACGAGCUGGGCAGAGGGAAUCUCGCACUCAUCUCUUUCGGAUGGAUUGAUGCGAUGGCUACUCACAGGUUUGAACAGCACUUCAAUCAUCACACCAAGGCGAAUCUCGAUCGGUUGUCGUUCCACGCGACCAAGGAGAACCCGGCGUUGUUGCCUUUGGUAGUCAGAUUGAGUAAUCUCAAGGUGCCGAGUUUGCCGGUGUGA
Microbotryum saponariae is the source of this 3662-nucleotide messenger RNA. Lineage: Eukaryota; Fungi; Basidiomycota; Microbotryomycetes; Microbotryales; Microbotryaceae. The record is from the annotation of a GenBank genome assembly.